GAGAAAAUGUUGAUUUGUGGGUAAUAUCGAGCAGCCUUUGUUCUGUUUUGUGAAGAAAAGGUGAAAUAUAAAAAAGAAGGGGUUGGGAUUGGGAAGGCGAGUGAGGGAUUCACGCUGCGUCUGUUCUUGUUGGAUCUCUCAUUCCGUAUCCUCCCAUAGCCUCACCUUAAGAUCUGAAACUCCUAAGUCGCUUCCAUGGCUUCCAAGCGCAUCCUCAAGGAGCUCAAGGACUUGCAGAAAGAUCCACCUACGUCCUGCAGCGCAGGUCCGGUUGCCGAAGACAUGUUCCAUUGGCAAGCAACAAUUAUGGGUCCGGCUGAUAGUCCGUAUGCUGGAGGUGUUUUUUUGGUUACCAUUCAUUUUCCUCCAGAUUAUCCUUUCAAGCCUCCUAAGGUUGCAUUCAGGACUAAGGUCUUUCAUCCGAACAUCAAUAGCAACGGGAGUAUUUGUCUUGAUAUCCUGAAGGAGCAAUGGAGCCCUGCACUGACCAUCUCUAAGGUACUGCUUUCUAUCUGCUCAUUGCUGACUGAUCCAAAUCCUGAUGACCCGCUUGUACCAGAGAUUGCUCACAUGUACAAAACCGACAGGACCAAGUAUGAAGCAACUGCACGCAGCUGGACUCAGAAGUAUGCCAUGGGCUGAUUUGGAGUUUUAGACCAUGUAUAAAUUACAUUUAUGAAAACUGUUUCUGGUUUGCUUAUGUUUCUUCCUGUUUUCUUGGGUGAGAUUCUGUUUGUUGUGUGGGAAAGAAAAGGUGGUGUUGUACUUUGAUAAGAAAAGUAUAACUUUAUUUUCAAGCAAGUGAUGUGUUCGUCAUAAUGGAAAGUCAUGAACAAGAUGCUAUCUCUUGUUGUAACUUUCUCUAUGAAGCAAUGUAGAAUUAGUGAGUGUCGCAUAUCAACUUUGCUUGUUAUGAUGACACCUCUUCUGUCAAA
Molecule: messenger RNA, 935 nt
Organism: Lathyrus oleraceus (garden pea)
Lineage: Eukaryota; Viridiplantae; Streptophyta; Magnoliopsida; Fabales; Fabaceae
Product: ubiquitin-conjugating enzyme E2 28
Exons: 5
Coding region: 196-642 (148 amino acids)
Source: RefSeq, a predicted model, not a curated record